AUGGCAGUGUUUCAUGACGAGGUGGAAAUAGAGGACUUCCAACGUGACGAGGACUCGGAGACGUAUUUCUAUCCCUGCCCAUGUGGCAAUAACUUCUCCAUCACCAAGGAAGAUUUGGAGAAUGGGGACGACGUGGCAAUGUGUCCUAGCUGCUCUCUCAUUAUAAAAGGGAUUUAUGACAAAGAUCCGUUUGUGGGUGCAGAAACAGUCCCAGCCCCUUUAGCCAACAUAGAAUUAGUUAAGUGCUGA
This is a messenger RNA of Piliocolobus tephrosceles (Ugandan red Colobus), 249 nucleotides long. Its product is annotated as DPH3 homolog. The record is from RefSeq and is a predicted model, not a curated record. Gene Ontology annotation, biological process: protein histidyl modification to diphthamide. Gene Ontology annotation, molecular function: metal ion binding. The transcript has a single exon. Bases 1 to 249 code for a protein of 82 amino acids. Lineage: Eukaryota; Metazoa; Chordata; Mammalia; Primates; Cercopithecidae.